AUGGCAACUACUACUACUCUCGACGAAUUAGUGGAUCUUCUCACCCCACCACCACGACCCUCCGCUCAAAUCCCUCGCCAAAUCUCCAGCGGUACCGUAGCAUUCGGAAUCAUCCCGGAUCUAGCUGAUGCAAGUACAUGCAUUGAUCUGGUUGGAACUGGAAAGACCGAGGCAGCUGAUCUCAUUCAGGUCGGCUUGAACGACCAGGUUUCGAUGUUCUUCUGGAGAAAAGUUGAUCUUAAUAUGGGAGCCAUUGAGGUAUUUGAAGAUUCUGAUUUCAAAGGUAGACGUUCGACCAUAUUUUUCAGCGAGUGGCCUGCCAAUGUUAAGACGCUUCAAGAUCGACAGACGGCUAUAUUGUACGAUGCAGCAGACGGCACUGGAAUUUCAUAUGAUAAUAUCAAGGGCUGGGGUACCACAAAAGAGAUAGCUAGACUUUCGGACGUUCACCUCAACGACGUAGUAAGCUCUUUCAAGUGGCAGAGUGUUAAUCCUGUAAAAGAGGUUAUCAAGCCUUUUAACGUCACUGCUUCCAACUCAUCGGACGAGGGAGGUCUUACCUCUCAUGUCGACGGAACAAAUGAUACCUCCCAGCCACAAGCCGUCACCGUAACACUUCGCAAUUCCACCACUCAGAUUGUCACUGUCGAGACCUCUGAUAAACGCGUCACUGGCAUAAUAACAAGCUUGACCCAGACAGCCAGUGUAAGAGUUGAAGGGAUAGCUUCUGCUUCAACUCAAUGCCAAACGAAGACAGUCGAACUCUCGGUUGCGCAGACUGUAAAUGCACCGGCAAGAACUAGCUACGUUGCUACUUUGCUAGUGAUUAUCGGGACGAUUCCUACGACUGAAUAUUCCACCACUGCUGAGCGUUGGUACAAAGAUCCAGUUACUGGAUCCAAGGCAGAUCCUCAGAAUAACGGCUGGUAUAAGAGGGUGGAAGAUGUAAGGCUUACCCUAACAGGUAGUUUGGCGUGCAGAACAAAGGUGAACAUCAAGGCUACACCGUUUUGA
Botrytis fragariae is the source of this 1014-nucleotide messenger RNA. RefSeq lists its product as uncharacterized. Bases 1 to 1014 code for a protein of 337 amino acids. NCBI's taxonomy places the organism in Eukaryota, Fungi, Ascomycota, Leotiomycetes, Helotiales, Sclerotiniaceae. The transcript has 4 exons. The record is from RefSeq and is a predicted model, not a curated record.